This is a messenger RNA of Mytilinidion resinicola, 579 nucleotides long. RefSeq lists its product as uncharacterized. The record is from RefSeq and is a predicted model, not a curated record. Lineage: Eukaryota; Fungi; Ascomycota; Dothideomycetes; Mytilinidiales; Mytilinidiaceae. The transcript has a single exon. The annotation marks the transcript as partial.
AUGGCGUACUACAGCAAGAAAGCCUGGAUGUCUCCGGAGGCGAGAGAGAACGAAAAAUACCAUGUAGUCAUGAACUCCAUGCGGCGGCUGUUUCCGAAGUCCGAGGUUGCUAAAAUGGACAAAACCAAGUGGCUGGCGCACAGGCAAGCUGUCGUCGAGGCCCACACUAAGCAGCUCGAACGUGCCGUCAAGAUCAAAGAGGAGGUACUAAGCAAGGGCGGACAACAGCCAAUUCCGAACCGCCUGAAAGAGAAGGAAUUUCCGGAGAAUCAUGGCGUUGUGCUCUGCGAGAAGACUAUUUGGUGCCCCAAGUGGCAACUCAAGGAGGAGGUAGCACCUUGGCCAACGCUGCCGGAGAUGAAGUGGGAGGGAGACGACAGAGCGAAGACAACUGUGGGCCGGUUCCUCCCUCUUCCACGCGAGCCUGGUAGUGCUGCCGUGGCCUGGCACAACCUUCGUGUCCUUCCCGCCUGGCCUUUCGACGACGUCCGCAAGAUUCCCACCCUCGAAGACAUCCUGCUCCCGGUCGAUGAGAUCGACGAAGACAUCGUCCCAGAUCUUCUCAACUCCGAUCUAUUG